Cariama cristata (Red-legged seriema) is the source of this 1905-nucleotide messenger RNA. It is a transcript of the gene PFKP, whose product is annotated as phosphofructokinase, platelet. The transcript has 18 exons. Gene Ontology annotation, cellular component: 6-phosphofructokinase complex; membrane; cytoplasm. The annotation marks the transcript as partial. Gene Ontology annotation, biological process: canonical glycolysis; fructose 1,6-bisphosphate metabolic process; fructose 6-phosphate metabolic process. The record is from RefSeq and is a predicted model, not a curated record. NCBI's taxonomy places the organism in Eukaryota, Metazoa, Chordata, Aves, Cariamiformes, Cariamidae. Gene Ontology annotation, molecular function: identical protein binding; AMP binding; monosaccharide binding.
AUGAAUGCUGCUGUGCGCGCAGUAGUACGCAUGGGAAUCUAUGUAAAAGCCAAAGUGUAUUUUGUUUAUGAGGGUUACCAGGGAAUGGUUGAUGGUGGUGAUAAUAUUGUAGAAGUGUCAUGGGAAAGUGUUUCAAGUAUCCUGCAAGUGGGAGGUACAGUUAUUGGUAGUGCACGCUGCAAAUCUUUUCGUACCCGGGAGGGCCGCCUGCAAGCAGCCUACAACUUGGUUCAGAGAGGAAUCACUAAUCUUUGUGUGAUUGGUGGAGACGGUAGCUUAACUGGUGCCAAUUUGUUCCGUGAAGAAUGGAGUGGGCUUCUAGAAGAACUGGCACAGAACGGAAAGAUUGAUGAAGAGGCUGUUAAGAAAUAUGCUUACCUUAACAUUGUGGGAAUGGUUGGAUCCAUAGACAAUGACUUCUGUGGCACUGAUAUGACCAUAGGUACUGACUCAGCCUUGCACAGAAUCAUUGAAGUUGUGGAUGCCAUCAUGACCACUGCUCAAAGCCAUCAGAGGACAUUUGUUCUGGAGGUUAUGGGGAGACACUGUGGGUAUCUAGCUCUUGUUAGUGCCUUAGCCUGUGGUGCAGAUUGGGUAUUUAUUCCUGAAUACCCACCAGAAGAAGGAUGGGAAGAUUCAAUGUGUGUUAAGCUUUCAGAGAAUCGUGCACGAAAGAAAAGACUGAAUAUUAUUAUUGUAGCUGAAGGAGCUAUUGAUUGUCACAACAAACCUAUAACGUCAGAGAAGGUUAAGGAUCUUGUGGUUCAGCGGCUCGGUUUUGAUACCCGAGUAACUAUCUUGGGUCAUGUGCAAAGAGGUGGAACCCCUUCAGCUUUUGACAGAAUUUUGGCAAGUCGUAUGGGUGUGGAAGCUGUGCUUGCCCUUUUAGAAGCUACUCCAGCUACUCCUGCUUGUGUCGUGUCUCUGUCUGGAAACCAGGCUGUCCGUCUGCCUUUGAUGGAGUGUGUCCAGAUGACUCAAGAAGUCCAGAAAGCCAUGGAUGAGGGAAGAUUUGUUGAGGCUGUGAGGCUUCGUGGAAGGAGCUUUGAAAACAACCUUAACACUUACAAAUUACUGUCGCACAAAAAACCAGAUGCCGAGCUUCCGAAGACUAAUUUUAAUGUGGCAGUUUUAAAUGUUGGUGCCCCUGCAGCUGGAAUGAAUGCUGCAGUGAGGGCUGCAGUGAGAGUUGGCAUAACUGAAGGCCAUAAAAUGUUUGCUGUCAUUGAUGGAUUUGAAGGUUUUGCUAGAGGGAAGAUAAAGGAAAUCAGCUGGGGAGAUGUUGGAGGCUGGACUGGUCAAGGAGGAUCAAUUCUUGGUACAAAACGUACUCUUCCUGCAAAAUAUUUGGAGAAGAUUGCUGACCAGAUGCGCACUAACAACAUUAACGCCCUUAUGGUUAUUGGUGGAUUUGAGGCAUACCUCGGACUUCUGGAAUUGUCAGCUGCCCGAGAGAAAUAUGACGAAUUCUGUGUUCCAAUGGUUAUGGUUCCUGCAACUGUAUCCAACAAUGUACCGGGUUCAGAUUUCAGCAUUGGUGCAGAUACUGCUCUGAACACUAUAACUGAUACAUGUGAUCGCAUCAAACAGUCAGCCAGUGGUUUUUUUUUUGUAUUCAUCAUUGAGACCAUGGGUGGUUAUUGUGGUUAUCUGGCUAAUAUGGGGGCUCUUGCGGCAGGAGCUGAUGCUGCUUAUAUCUUUGAAGAACAGUUUGAUAUUCGGGAACUCCAGGCUAAUGUGGAACACUUGACUGAAAAAAUGAAAACCAGUAUCCAGCGUGGUCUAGUGCUGAGAAAUGAGAACUGCAAUGAGAACUACACAACUGACUUCAUUUAUCAGCUGUAUUCUGAAGAAGGAAAAGGAGUAUUUGACUGUCGAAAAAAUGUUUUGGGCCACAUGCAGCAG